This is a messenger RNA of Letharia columbiana, 912 nucleotides long. RefSeq lists its product as uncharacterized. Bases 1 to 912 code for a protein of 303 amino acids. Gene Ontology annotation, cellular component: membrane. The record is from RefSeq and is a predicted model, not a curated record. The transcript has a single exon. Lineage: Eukaryota; Fungi; Ascomycota; Lecanoromycetes; Lecanorales; Parmeliaceae. Gene Ontology annotation, molecular function: signaling receptor activity.
AUGGCUCGUCCAAGGAAGAUGGCAUCCUCAAAAGAAGCUUCCCAGACCCCAAUCACGGCCAAAGGGGCGCGACGUCUCAAAUCUUGGGAUGAAAUCCCUUCUUGGCAGCAAGAUAACGAGUAUAUUCUAUCAGGCUAUCGACAAGCAACUGGAUCUUUCAAAAGUUGCUGUGAGAGUCUAGGAUAUGUCCACAACGAGACUGUCAACAUAUAUUCGCACGUCAUUGGCGCAGCCACGUUUCUCACAGCACCAAUAUACUACUAUCGAGCUCUAUACCUGCGCUAUCCUUUGGCAACUCAAGCUGAUGUUUUCGUCUUUUCCACCUUCUUCUAUGGCGUUUCGAUCUGCUUCAUUCUAUCUGCAACGUACCACAUCAUGAGCAACCACAGCCCAGAAGUGCAAAGGUUCGGGAACCAGCUGGAUUAUCUCGGAAUCGUGAUCUUAAUGUGGGGAUCUACCAUUCCGAGCAUCUACUAUGGUUUCUACUGCGAUCCUCGACUCCAAAAGAUCUACUGGGCCAAUGUCUCUACCCUCGCGACCCUUUGCGUAGUCGCAACGCUGCACCCCAGAUUCAGACAUCCUGACAUUCGGCCCUACCGCGCAGCCAUGUACGCUGGGCUUGGGCUUUCCGCCGUCGUAUUUGUCAUGCACGGUAUCUUGCUACAUGGCUGGACCGUACAAAAUCGGCGCAUGAGUGUUGAUUGGAUGGGCCUUGUGGCUUUGUUCAAUCUGAUGGGUGCAGUAAUCUAUGCUGCUCGGGUCCCAGAAAGGUUAAGGCCACUGAGAUACGACAUCUACGGGAACAGCCACCAAGUGCUACACGUCGCAGUAGUUCUUGCAGGACUAGCGCAUAUGCUUGGAUUAUCCAGAGCUUUCGAUUACCUUCAUACACAUGGCUCAGUCUGUACAUAG